CGCUGCUCUCCGUCUAGUAGCCGCUCAUCCUGCUCCAGAGGUACCACCAGGAUGAUCCGCCGCUGCACCGACGCCGACAACCUUCACUUCACUUUCAUUUAACCCUUCACUCGGACCCCCGCCGGCCGCCCUGCUACACCCAUGCUCUGCCCUCCUCCUGAGAUGCGAUACCGCUGCACAGUUUCCCGGAGAAUACCUUUAUCCGUCCAUCGCUGAUAGAGAGCAUGCCCGACGCGGGGACGGCAUCGGCGGCCGCUGCAGCCGCGGCGGCCGCCAGCGGCGCGACCUCCGCCGGCGACGGCCCCGAGAGCUCUCGGCACCGACACCGAGCGCAGCAGGGAGACGCGGAGAGGCCGGACCCGGGCGCUGCCCAGCCGCAAGCCUCCUCCGGUGUACUGGAUAAGUUGUUUGGAAAGCGGCUCCUGCAGGCUGGGAGACACAUCAUGUCUCAUAAGUCUUGGAUGAAAACGGUGCCCACAGAGAACUGUGAUGUCCUCAUGACAUUUGCAGACACCACAGAUGACCACACGUUACUAUGGCUACUGAACCACAUCCGGCUGGGAAUCCCAGAGCUCAUCAUCCAGAUCCGACAUCACAAGCACACACGAGUCUACGCGUUCUUCGUCACCGCUACAUACGAAAAUUUGUUGCGCGGAGCUGAGGAAAUGGGACUGAGGAAAGCGGUGAAGCCCGAGUUUGGCGGAGGAACGCGGAGCUUCUCCUGUGAGGAGGACUACAUCUAUGAGAACAUAGAGAGCGAGCUGUGCUUCUUCACCUCACAGGAGAGGCAGAGCAUCAUUAAAUACUGGCUGGACAAUCUACGUGCCAAACAUGGGGAGGUGCUCCAUAAUAUCACCUUCCUAGAAGGCCAGCCAAUCAUCCCAGAGCUGAGUGCGAGAGGUGUGAUCCAGCAGGUAUUUCCUCUCCAUGAGCAGAGGAUCCUCAGUCAGCUGAUGAAAUCUUGGGUUCAGGCUGUUUGUGAGAAACAGCCCUUAGAUGAUAUCUGUGACUACUUUGGGGUGAAGAUCGCCAUGUACUUCGCCUGGCUGGGUUUCUACACCACUUCUAUGUUAUAUCCCGCUGUGAUCGGCUUCGUGCUUUGGAUGCUCACUGAGUCGGAUCAGACGAGCCGCGACAUCUGCUGCGUGGUGUUUGCACUGUUCAACGUGGUGUGGGCCACUCUGUUUCUGGAGCGGUGGAAGAGGAGAGGGGCUGAGCUGGCGUACAAGUGGGGAACGCUGGACACGCCUGCUGAAUCCCUGGAGGAGCCACGGCCUCAGUUCCGGGGAGUCAAGCGAUGCAGUCCUAUAACAGGAUGUGAGGAGUUCUACUAUCCUCCGUGGCGGAGGCGUCUAUUCAGAUGGCUGGUCAGCCUGCCCAUCUGUCUCCUCUGUCUCUGUUUUGUCUUCCUGGUCAUGCUCAUCUGCUUUGAGCUGCAGGAGUUUGUGAUGAGGAUCAAGGAAAUGCCUCGGCUAGCUCGCUUCAUCCCCAAAAUCAUGCUAGCUAUCACUGUGACUGCAUGUGACGAGGUGUACAGGAAAAUUGCCUGCUGGCUCAAUGACAUGGAAAACUAUAGACUCCAGAGUGCCUAUGAGAAAAAUCUCAUCAUCAAAAUGGUUCUUUUUCAGUUUGUAAAUUCUUAUCUCAGCCUUUUUUACAUUGGAUUCUACCUCAAAGACAUGGAGCGUCUGAAAGAGAUGCUGCUGGUGUUGCCUCUAACGCGGAGUCUGCAGCGGCAGGUCCAGGUCAAUGUGCUGCCUUUCAUCUCCCUCAAGAUCCGGAUGUUUGUGGUGUCUGUUCCCUGGUUCUUCAGGGCUUUACUCAAGUCAAAAAUGCUGGCCACUCUUCUCAUCAUACGCCAGUUCCUUCAAAAUGUGAAGGAAGUGCUGCAGCCUUACCUGUACGAGCGCCACAAGCUGGGGGAUCUCACGCUGAGAGCCGUGUGGGACCUGCUGCUCUCGGUGCUGCAAAAAUACGCCCGGCUGGCGGCUGGAAAAGCCCAGGCCUCCCCCACUGACCAGACUGUGCCGGGACCUGGGCUGCGGGGUACCAGGCCUGGAGUGGGGCAGCCGGAGAGAAGAGAAAAGAAGUGUUUGAACGGGGGAUGUGGAGUGCCUGACGAGGAGGAGGGCGGUGAGAGGGACGAGGCCGACAGCGGGAGGUUCAGUGAAGGAGAGACGGAGGAGGAAAGUUUGAUCGACUGCGGCUUGAAGCUGAGGAAAGUCAGCUUCAUCGAGAAGGUGGACAGAAGGCCAGUCUGUAGUGGACCCCCCAUGGACAACAGUUUCCUGGAGGAGGGGAGUCCCACUAUGGUGGAAAAGGGCAUGGACCCUGCUUCUAUGUUUGAAAUGUGUGAUGAGGACGAUGAUAAUGGCAUCCACGAUGUGAAGGACUCGAGUGGGGGCACGACUGAGGCAGUUAAUGCUGCUGCUGGUGCCACUGCCGCUGCCGCUGCUGCUGCUGCUGCCGGUAGCUCCGCCCCGCUGCCUUCUGGGUCCGAGAGCAGCACGUCAGUACGUCACAGGAGGAGAGGCCGGAGCGUGGAGAGGGUCGAACCUAAAGCGAAGAGAGAAUCGUGGAUCGAUCCUCCUGCAGAGCGAGAGAGCACCACGCUCACUCAGGCUGAGAUGGAGAGCUGCAUGCAGACAUACGCUGACACCUUCCAGGACUACCAAGAGAUGUUUGUCCAGUUCGGCUACGUGGUGCUCUUCUCCUCCGCCUUUCCUCUGGCCGCCAUGUGUGCACUCAUCAACAACAUCAUCGAGAUCCGCAGCGAUGCCUUUAAGCUCUGCACCGGCCUGCAGAGACCUUUUGGAAUCCGAGUGGAGAGCAUCGGCCAGUGGCAGACUGCGAUGGAAGCCAUGGGCCUGAUUGCCAUCAUAGUGAACUGCUACCUGCUCGGUCAGUGCGGUCAGCUGCAGCGUCUCUUUCCGUGGCUCAGCCCUGAGAUGGCCAUCAUCUCCAUCGUCAUCCUCGAGCACUUUGCCAUCUUCCUGAAGUACAUCAUCCAUGUGGCUAUUCCUGACAUUCCUACGUGGGUCAGUGAAGAGAUGGCUAAACUGGAUUAUCAGCGGCGGGAGGCCUUUAAGAAGCACGAGCGGCAGGCGCAGCAGCAUUACCAGCAGCUGCAGAGGAGGAAGAGGGAGGAGGAGGAGAGGCAGAGGCAGGCGGAGCAUAUGGCCCGCAGAGAGAGGGAGCGGGACGACGGCAAAGGUGACUCAUCCGGGGAUCACCACCACGACAAAAGUCACGGCAGCAAAUCACGUUCCGGGGGAGGAGGCGGGGGAGGAGGGGGAGGAGGAGGAGGCGGAGGAGGAGGAGGGGGCAGCGGGUCGGACAAGCCCAAGAGGCCCAGCUCCCUGUUGGCCAAUAACAACGUGAUGAAGCUGAAACAGAUCAUCCCGCUGCAGAGCAAGUUCUCCUCCGGCGGCGCCCGCUCCCCCCAGUCGCCCACCGGCAGCGAGCCGAAGCUGCCCGGCUUCCUGAGCUUCAAAUUCCUCAAGUCGCCUGAGAACAAGAAGGAAGGCGCCGCGGCAUCCGCAGCUUCCACCGCAUCCACCAACACCACAUCGACGGCAUCCUCAUCGUCAUCUUCCUCAUCAUCAGGUAGCAGCUCUCAGGAGCGUUCUCAGUCACCCAGCAAAGCCUUCAACCCUGGGAAACUGUUUAACUUUGGGAAGUCUGAGGGGGGAGCGUGCGUGAACGGGGCCCCGCCGCCCAGGCCCGGGGAGGGAUCAUCAUCACAGGCAUCCGAGAGGCAGGCGUCGCGGUCCGACUUGAACGGCGUCCCAGACGAGAUCCCCUCUCCCGGAGGGGAAGGGUCCGAGAACGGACAUUCAGCGGACUUGGACGGGGGUGGUUCUAAAAUCUAGCAGCUCCAGGGAGAAAAGAAAAAUGAAAAUACAAAAAAAAAACAACCUGUCUUUGGUUACAUCUCAUCUGAAGAGGUGAUGUGAUGUCAAAGUACUUGAAGCAGAGAGAGGGAAGCUGAUGAGAGAUGGCGGUUGUUUUGGUUUGCAAUUUUGCCGAGAGACAAAAAAAAAAACAAAUAAGCCCCUCUAUCAUGAACGAAUAAAAACACACACUCCCUUACACACACACACACACACACACACACACACACACACACACACACACACACACACGAUUCUUCCUUGUCUGCAAUACAUAAAGAAAUGCAUGAGCUGCGUUUCUAAUAUUUUUAAGCCUUUAAAACAGAGAGCUGUGUUUCUUGAUUUCUUCUAGUCAGCAACUGUAAGCAUCUCGGUGGCCUCGCACGAGGACAUGACGACCUGUUGUGGAGGAAAUAGAUUAAAAAAAAAACUUACACGGUGGUAUGAAAGGAUUACAGAUUGUACAUGAGAGUGUUUUUAGCCGUCACAACACAAGUGAUCAUUAGAUAUCUGUCUCAUUUUUAACUGUGAGGAACUCUUGGGCCCUUCACUUUUGUACUGAAGCGAAAAAAACAGAAAAAGCAAUAUCAAUCAGUGUUUUAAUAAUUCUUAUCAAUCAUCACAUGACGGCCCCCUUAAUAACCGUCCCCGGUAUAUAUCACCAGCUUUAUUUUCAAAGCAGAGGUGAUCUGUCCAGGCUCUGUGCACCCUCCCUCCCUCCCUCCCUCCCAUCCCGUGGCUUGAAAAGGCAAGCUCCCAAAAAAAUGAAAAAUAAAAUAAAAUAGAAGUAGAUGAAGGUGAUUUUGAGGAACUGGAGCAUGGAUGCCUGUUGCGCGCUGUUCUCCAUCCAAGCCCGUAGAGCGCCUUGUAAACACAGAUGGUGCUUCAUUCCGCACACUCAGAGCCAGACUUGGCAAAAACGAGCAUGAAGAGUGAAAGAAGUAACAUUUGCACUAAACCCUGACGUCCCCGCAUAGAAACGCGCCUCCCUCUCUGACACCAGCCUGCCUCAUGACAUUAUGCAAAAGCUGGAUUUUUUUUGGAUUUUUUUUUUAUCCUUUCAUUCAGUGCGUGCAAUUUUUUAUAAUAAUUUCUUCUUAUGCUGUUGAUGAUGAUUUUUAUUUUAUUUUUUUUUUAACCCAAGAUGUGCAUACAGUACUGGACAAAACAUUACGGCACUUCAGAGGAAGAUGCAUUUCAUAAAAACAAAAAUUGCAGUUUGCAGAAAUUUUUAUUUGGACAAACGCUUUUCUGAUGUGGCCUCCCCCAAAAAAAGGAAACAGUUUUUGAUGCUCGUGACUCCAGGAUGAUUUCGAAUAACAAAUCUGAACAUCUAAAAGUGCCUAAUACUAAAGUACUGCAUUAUAGUCUGUAUAUUCUGUUUUACUUCGAAACUCUCUAGCGCGCUCCUCGAGCACUCGAGCAUCCACCAUUUACACCACAUUUGACACCACAUCACAUCUGCACGGUCCCCAGAAAUAUCGUUGAGCUCAUUUCUAUUCAUGACCUGAACACUGGACCCGUAACAUCCGUCAGUAGUCGUGGGUUUGCAGCAGAGGCAGCCGGGUUUGAAGUGCGUGGCUGCGGUUUAGGGAAGAGACAUGCAUUAGGUUAGACUUAGAAAAGUUCCAGAGGCCGUUGCACUGUAUUAUAGUGAAGAGACAGAAACAUUAACUAUGCAUUAACAUGAUUUCACCUCUGGCAAGGGUUUUGGCAAUAAGAGUUGAAGAUCUAAUAGCAACCUCCCCGUCCUCUACUGCCUCUUUUUCUUUACGACCCUUCGUUUUUUUGUUUUUUUUUCUUCCUGUCAGCUCGAUGACAUCUUGAGUCUCAAUCCACCCUGACCUGCAGUGAAAACAUCAAUAACGCCUCCAUCCGUCGGCUGUUUUGUGGUUGCAGAAUGUGCAGGCAUAUUUUAUUUUAUUUUAUUUUAUUGUUGCUUUUUUUGUUACCUUCCAACAGACAAAAAAAAAAAUCACAGACAGGCAAAAAGAUCUCACGUCAGACAUUAAAUGCAAUAAGGUAUAAAAAAAAAAGACAGGACGUCAAUUUGUGUGCACAUGGCAUCAUUUUACUGCCUCAGUUUGUUCUUUUUUUUUUUUUAAUAUAUAUAUAUUUGGAAGUCUGUUCCUUUUAAGGGUAAAAUGAGAAGUGCAAGGCUGAGAGAAAUGUAAUAUCAGCUGAGAUCAACAACGUAGCCGAGCGUAGUCUCUAGAAACCCUUUUAAUCUUGCAUUUGGAUUUCAGGGAUGAAUGACUUGAUGCAAUAUAGUCCAUUAGUCACCACUGGAAAAUGUGAGUAGAGAGGAUGAGGCGGAAGACGGCCCUCAUUCAAACUAAACUUUAUCGAGUAGGAACUGAUCACUUCUUUCAUCCUUGCACUCGUGGCAGCAGCAGAAAUAUUUGGCAUGCUAAAAAAAACAAAAACUAAAAAAAAAAAAAAGUAGAGGUCUUUGAAUAAGCAUUAGUAGAAGUAACAUAUCUCGCACAGCUUUGUGUUUCACUGAAACCAUGAAACUGAAACAGCAGCAUCACUGUUUUAUCGGGCCGAGCGCAGGCAUCCCUCGUAUUAGGACAGCAGCUCAGACGGCUGAGGCUCAUCACACACCUCUAAUCCACCACCGGGAAAGAGUUUGGGCUUAACUUGGCUAAUUUUAGGAACAUGAGUCUGAUGUGAUGUCAGUGGGAAAAGGACUGAUUCAGUAAAAGUUCUGGGUUUAGAAGAGUUUAACGUGAACAGAUGAGAUUCUCACCUCAGCUACAUUAAGACCCGACCCUAACCUCAAAAUUAAAAAGACAUUUCCAUGGAAGCCUCACUUAACAGGACAUCAUACGCUCUUCCAAUGUACCACUGUACAAAAA
Mugil cephalus (flathead mullet) is the source of this 6754-nucleotide messenger RNA. RefSeq names its product anoctamin 8b (gene ano8b). Gene Ontology annotation, cellular component: plasma membrane. The coding region runs from base 225 to 3872 and encodes 1215 amino acids. Gene Ontology annotation, molecular function: chloride channel activity. NCBI's taxonomy places the organism in Eukaryota, Metazoa, Chordata, Actinopteri, Mugiliformes, Mugilidae. Gene Ontology annotation, biological process: chloride transmembrane transport. The transcript has 20 exons. The record is from RefSeq and is a predicted model, not a curated record.